AUGUCAGUAUCUCAAGAGUACAGGCUUGCCCAAUCACUUGUUUGGAGUGACCAAGAGUUUAGCUUAGCCGAGUUUGUCAAACGGUACGAGCUACCCCAAGUUGUGUUAGUCGUAGACGGUUAUUGUGGCGAUAAUGAGCGGACCACUUUUAGUAGUGGUCUAAUUCUGACUCUACAUAGUAUGCAUACGGCCAGUAAAAUAGUAUGCCAGCUUCCUCAUAGUAAUGCCGUGGUGGUUCCAACAAGCUGCCCGCUUAAAGCUGACAUGAUACCUAUGGACUGUCGGGACACGAAAUUGACCGCUCAUCAAUUGUCAACAACAUACCAGAAAAUCAAAUACGUUCGACUUAUUGACGUAGGCUCAAUAUGGAAUAAUAAUUCGUUAGAUACCUUAAAAAUCAACGAUAUCCUACAGAUUAAAAAAAUCGACAGCAAGAGCACGGUCAUACGAUGUAAAAACCUCACAAGUGCACAAGAUGUGUCGAUUUUAAUUGAUUCCACUGCCGUAUUUGUGCCAUUGUUGGACUCAAAUACCUACAACUUGGCUGAGAUUCAGAAAAAAUUCGGACUCCCGGCUAAGGUUCGCUUUUCAGAUAAAAGAGCAGAAAGGAGAUUGCGUUCAGUACCUGGAAAGAGAAAGCCUUCGACGUCUUCGACAUAUUUGUCAGAUUUGGGUCAGAUGACAGCCAUUGAAGAAAUACAAGAAAGCGACGUAAUUGCUACGACUACGUGUUCCAACCUUGAAGAGAAGGUAGGUGUAUAUUUAGUGUUUUGUUCAAACUAAACUAACUUAAGGGCCAUUUCUUCAAAGGUCACGGCGAGAAAUAUGCAUUUAUUAUUUUAUUCAAACUAAAGUAACUUUAUUUAAUAAUAUAGGUCCAGUAGGGAUCUCGCAGUCGUCAGAGCAAGCGUCUUUCACCUCUGAGAUCGUGGGUUUGAUUCUCGCUAUACGGACUCAUGUGAAAAGAGUCUGUCAACGCUCUGCCGAAAGUCGUGGGUUUUCUCCGGUUUCCUCCCACAGGGAAAGUUGACAGGGUGGGUUAGGAUAAACAAAGUUAAGAAAGUAAUACCUGCACAAUUGUUGUAAAAAUAAAUAGUCUAGGCUAGGAUACUUGAUGUAAUCGGUCACUGAAUAGCCCCAAUUAUGGGGAGUGAACUGAAUAAUAAUGUAAUAAUGUAAACCAAAACUAAACUUACUUUAUUUACAACGGGCAGCUCGACUAUGAUAAGGUCAUGAAUUUUUACACCACGUUUAUUAAAAUUGGUCUAAUAGACACAAUGAUAUGGCUGUUUAAAUUAAGUGGUCAUCAGUCCUAUUGAUACCGGCUUUGCAGAACUAAUGCAUGAUGGGUGAACCAGACUGUAUUUUAAAACAGUCAUAAUAUUCAUUUGGUUCUACUAGGCCGAUUUUAUUAAUCUUAGUUUCAAAAUUCAUCUCUUGGAUUACAUUUUCGAUGUGUAGAAAUCUGAAACAUACAUUGCAUUUUUUCGGACAUCGUUUUUUUACCAAAUUUUAAUCAUUCUACCAUUUUAAGGUAUGUCUGAAUGUUCCAACGACAAUGGACAUCACAAUAACAGUGGCUGAGGGAUUUCUAAAGGGUAAUGAAACCUACCAAAGAGUUGUCAAAACCCUAGACAAACAAUUCAACCGCACAAAUCUCAAAUCUUUCGACGACUUGGACGUCUACGAACAUAUGGACGCGGUCAGAAAGACAAUGGAGGAAAUGGUAUUUUUUGAAGACGCUUCAACGGAAGUCGUGGAACGUGCUCGCGAACAUUCGCAACGUGUUGAACGUAGAAAGUCUAAGAGAUUGUCCUGGUUUGAAUGGCCACCGAAACCUCAUCUCAGGCGACGAGAAAGUGCGAAACAAAAGGUAACUAGAAGACAUGCAAAAAUUAGUUGAGUGCCAAAAAAUGAAAUACAGUCCCAGAAAAGAAAUACGAGGCAAGCGCCAAAACAAAACACAUUUUCAUUUACGUUUAGUGACUUUUGAUAGUAAAAACUUGUAGAAAGUUGCCGUCAUUCAAAUGAAUAACUAUUUAUUUCGUAUGUAUUUCAUACAUGAAUGUGACCAUGAAUUUGCUUCUGCAUAAUUUUUCUCGUGAAUAUUGAUGAUAAGUAAUUAAUAUUAUUGGUUUCUCGUCCAAUUUGGAAAAACACACACUUGUAAAUUUGACUUCAUAAUAUUUGCACUCUUCCUCCAUGAAAAAAAAACUCAAUCGUGCAUGUUUUUUUCCAAAUUGCACUCGAAACCACCAUAUUACUAUACAAACUCGAACGGUCUUCCGCGUAGCCGUAGGUAUAGAUAACACCAGAAAUCUGCGGAUUGAGAAGGACUCCACUACCUAAAAAAUACAAGUAAAACUCCGACGUUUCGAGAGAAGGCCCAUCGUCGGGAAGUGCCUUCUCAGCAUUCGCUCUAAAGGUCGAAGUUCUGCUCGUAUUUUUCAGGUAGUUGAAUCAUAGUUAAUAGAGGAGAUGGUUUGGAAACUCAUUAGCAUUACAAUGAAAUCACAAUAAACCUCAUUAUUAUAUACACAAGGUCUGGAUAUGAGAUAUUCUGCAAUCUGAUUGGUUCUCUACUAGCAGGAUAUUAGCUCAUAUCCUGCUAGUAAAGAAAAACAAAAUAGCGGCCAAACUGAAUUUACGAUGUUUUGCAAACGAGAAAACGGCAAGUUGUCGCUUUUUAUAGCCUUCACAGGAUUAAAAACACAAUGAAAAAACUCCCACAAAUUGUUUUCAGGUUAGCAAAUAAAUUUUUAAUAUUUAAAAUGGUUGAAAAUAUAUAUUUUUGAAAAAAUAAUCGGCCGAAAGAGCGAAGAUAAAAACAUAAACAAAAUAGAAAAAUAUUGAAAAUAUUCGAAAAGCAAAGUCUGUGAAUUCAGACCUUGUGUAUAUAAUAAAACAGUUAUUCCACUCACUCACGUCGAAUAUGAGCGAUAGCCGAUUCGGCGCUACGCGCCUCAUCGGCUAUCAGCUCAUAUUCGACUCGAGUUCGUAGAAUAACUGUUAAUUAUCUUAUGUUGUUCAGGUUUAUGCAAAAAUGUGGUCUUUCAUCGUCACGUGCGUAUUGUAUUUUUCCCAAGUCAACCAAUAGGAAUGUUCAAAAUGACCUAUUGUUAAAGUCACUGAUGGGCAAUUGGACAAAACCGUUGCUAUUGGCUGGUUGAGCAAAAAUACAAUACGCACGUGACGAUGAAAGACCACAUUUUUGCAUAAACCUGAACAAAAACAUAGAUGAGGUUUAUUGUAAUGCUAAUGAGUUCAGUUCCAAACCAUCUCCUCUAUUAACGAUGGUUGAAUCCGUCUGGUGCACAAACUCCAAUUUUUCAUUUCUUGCUUAGUUCUUAAAAUAUUUUCAAUAAAAACAACGAGCUCCCUGAGCUUUUCUAUCUUAUUAACGAUGGUUUUAUUGAUUUCACAAGCAGGGUUAUAUUACAAUUAGUAGAUGUUUAAAAUGUUUUCAGUCAAUUUUUUAUUUGAAAUAGUGACCAAAUUACAAUUUUGGGCUUGGUAUAACAUUUACUUGACCCGUUGUGACGUAAUGCAUACAUAUCCACAACAAUCCAAGAUGGCGGACAGCUCGCUGAUUUAUGAUUAUUUCAAGAACUACAAAACAUGAUUUGAAAAAGCUGUAAAAAAGUUUUCUACAUAAUUAAUUCAAAGCUCUUUUAAAUAUAGGAUAGUGUUUAUUUAUAGCCACAUCCCUUUAACCAACCAACAACUAACUAAAUAAUUGAAUAGGAGAACUACUUAAAAAUGUUGGCCCAUGACGAAAAUUACGUACUGUUUAACAAACGAGCAGGAGUGUUUUAUUAGGUUUAAAGUCACGAGCCCGCAGCGCGAGUGGCUUUAGACCUAAUAAAACACGACCUGCGAGUUUAUUAAACGGCUUCAAACACGACUACAAAUUCAAUAGAUAUACUGCCUUAUUAGUAUUCUUUAUAUAAAGAAUACUAAUGAGAACACGACUACAAUAGAUACUGCCUUAUUAGUAUUCUUUAUAUAAAGAAUACUAAUUAGGAGUGUUUUAUCAGGUUUAUAACCACUGCACGUGACAUAUUAUGGCUAUGAUUUGCCAAUAAGCUCAGUUAUGAAUUAUUAAUGAGUGUUUGAAAUACUUAUAGCAAAUCAUUUUAAUUUAUGUUUUCUAAUUUAUUAUUUAUUUUUACAAGGCGCCUCCUGAAGGACUGCCGACAGCAGGACAGAAACCCGACCCAAAACCAGACAAGAAAUCGAAGAAUAUAAAGUUGAGGUCCCUAUAUAGCACUCUGAGACGUAAACAAAGCAGUAACAAGACUCCCUCAAAUGAAAGCCACUCAAGUGCCCACAAUUAUGAAAAGCCCACUGAUCGACCAGUGCAAGAUCAUGAUGGUAUUGACCACAUCUAUGAAGAAACGGCGUCUCAAAAUUUAGAUUCUGAAGAUAAUAACUACACAGAUUUGGAUACCGCAUACACACCAGUACGCCCACGACUUUAUGAAACAUAUAAAACAGAGGCUCCUAAAGUCAAAAAGGUAAGCUCACUACCACUGUAAUACACUACACUGCCAGGGAAGCAUGCAUGGUGACAACUAAGAUUCGCACGCUGCCCCUCACUGUUGAGCAAUCCUUUACAGCGAGUAAAUAAUAAAAAUUACAGAAAUACCAAACACUGUUUACCGUCGCUAAGAUGAAUUCUUUUAGCAUAUAUCAUCACAAAAUAAAAAUGACCAAGAAAACAUCAAAUCGUUACGUUGCUUGUGUGAUGUUACUCUGAGUGUAUAUCCACACCAGGCAGGCUUGAAAAAUAUGUCUGACCACGGUGGGAAUCGAACCUACGACCUUUGGAAUACUAUUCACCUGAGUAAAUUACACCAACACAGCAAAUCGUUACGUGUUUAAAUUAGUCAUACUAUCAAGCAAGUAUUUUCUUGUACAUAUUAACUACAGGGUGGUUCACUCCCGAGAGAAAUGAUCCAGUCGGCCUCAAACAAAGUGAAGUCAGUCUCAAAAUUAUGCGUUUGUUUACAUGCGGUGCUUUGCGAAGACACAUCAAACUCAAACUAUUGUCCCCAGUACUGAGUUGAAAAUUUGCUCAAAAGGAGUCAAGCAGCUCAGAAAUAAUAUGAAGAAAUAUAUUACCUACUUAUUUCGCGAGUUUAUGAACGAAUUAUCAGUCUAAACACUCGCCAAGGAGUGUUUCGAGAGACUUUCCAAACAUGGAGGUAUCUAUAUGUGACAAUUACGUGUUUGAUUGUUUGCACUCUUAUUAAAUUCGGAAUUUAGGUUCUGCAAGAUCAUUCACGGGUGAUAUUCUAUAUUAGGAAAAAUUUUAACCCACCAAAAUCAGACUCUGAAAUGCGAUGAAUCUCGAUCAAAAUAGCUUUAACGAGAUGCCCGCGAUACGAUAUUUCUCCGGUCCCUAAACUAUAUUUUCAACUUGCAAAGUGCAACAACGAAAUGACUACAAAUUUUUAGCCGAGUUAUAUCAGGAAGUAUGUUCACAUGUAAUGCGAUAUAGAUGUGCCUUUUCUGCAAUCAAGAAAUUCGAUCAGUGAACGACGCCCUAGCUGGUUUAUCUGAAAUCUUGGAGCGAAACAUUGUUUCCACAUGCAGACUAGGCAAUGUUUCCAAUUGUUGCCAUCAGUUCCUGGAACAUCCGCAUCAGCCAAGCGCAGCUUUUCAAAGCUGAAAUUAGUGAAAACUGUCAUGCGUUCAGUAAUGAACCAGGAACUUGUCCAGGAGUCGACUUUGCGUGUGAGCACGAUCAAAAAGUUUCACAACAAACUGUACAUAUUAUUUGUAAAAAUUCUUAAUAAAUAACAAUUUUGACAUCGAUUUAAAUGCUUUGUACUCAACUUUUUAUUGCAACACACCAACUCACCAGGAGUCGGCAGUGGCGCCAUGGACGAGGGGGGGGGGCAGGGGGGCCAUGGCCCUCCUAUUAUUGAGACCCAUCGGGAAAUUGUCAAGUACUGCCCUUGCCCCCCCCCCAAAAAAAAAAAAACCCAAAAACACGGCGCCAUUGGGAGUCGGUCUGACUGAUUCACAUUUCAGUACUGGGUCGGUCUCAUUUGUGAUUACAUCCCCCCCCCCAGUCAAAAUCGAUAUGCCCGCCCCUGUGCACAGAGAUCUCCAUACUUUAUAUAUAUAUAUAUAUAUAUAUAUAUAUAUAUAUAUAUAUAUAUAUAUAUAUAUAUAUAUAUAUAUAUAUAUAUAUAUAUAUGUUAUAUAUAUAUAUAUAUAUAUAUAUAUAUAUAUAUAUAUAUAUAUAUAUAUAUAUAUAUAUAUACUAUUUCCACAUACAGACUACCAGCCUACCAUCAAUACACAGUAUCCCCCUACCAUCAACACCACAGACCACCAAACCACCACCCCCAUUACAAAUCAAGCUACCACCCCAAACCAAAGAAGACAAGCAAGCAAUCUAUGAAGCUAUUUCUCGAUUUCCUCAAGACCUAUCAGGCCUAGGUGUCGCAGACGUCAGCAGACUGCUUGGGCAUUUAAAUUUGGGUGACUACGUGCAGACAUUUGAAAAUGAAUUGAUUGAUGGAACGAUGUUGGUCAGCUUGAACCAAGAGUCGUUAGAGUCGUUGGGCGUGAAAGCGUUUCAUUGUAAGAAAUUGUUGGACUUUAUCGGUGGUUGGCGACCGAGAGCUUAG
Messenger RNA from Paramuricea clavata, 6644 nucleotides. The record is from the annotation of a GenBank genome assembly. NCBI's taxonomy places the organism in Eukaryota, Metazoa, Cnidaria, Anthozoa, Malacalcyonacea, Plexauridae.